Messenger RNA from Cuculus canorus (common cuckoo), 2210 nucleotides. It is a transcript of the gene CCDC134, whose product is annotated as coiled-coil domain containing 134. The record is from RefSeq and is a predicted model, not a curated record. NCBI's taxonomy places the organism in Eukaryota, Metazoa, Chordata, Aves, Cuculiformes, Cuculidae. The transcript has 8 exons. Bases 288 to 977 code for a protein of 229 amino acids.
AGGAGCUGCGGGAGCAGCCGUCCCGCGGCGCUGGGGGCGGCGGGAGGGGCGGCAGCUCAGGAAGUGACACGGCGGGGCGGGGCGGCGGCAUGGCCGGGGACGGGUGCUGAGUGGCACCGGCAGCGGGACCGGCCCGCAGAAGCCAGGUUGGGGGAUGCCUCUGAAGAAGCUGCUGCUGCUGCUUCCGUAAUUGCUGGUGGCCACUGCUCAGCUCUGCAGAAACCUUAUCCCUGCGGACUGGCUGCCUCAAGUUCCACCACCUGGAGAUUGAGGCUGCAGCAGCUGACAUGGAUUUUCUCUUGAUCUGCCCCUUUGUGCUGGUGCUGCUGCUGUCCCGGGGCAGCUUUGCAGAUCUGGAAAAGCAGAAGGUGGACUCUGGCUUGGAAAUCUAUAAGAAGCUGUUUGAGGUGAAGCGCAAGGACCAGAUGAACGCGCUGAAGAACCUGAUCGAGCUCAAUGACAUCAACCAGCAGUACAAAAUCAUUGACAUCAUGCUCAAGGGACUCUUCAAAGUAUUGGAGGACUCCCGGGCUGUGCUCAUCGCUGCUGACGUGCCUCCCGAUGGGCCUUUCCCUCAGGAUGAGAAGAUAAAGGAUGCGUAUUCCCACGUGAUAGAGAACACCGCUUUCUUUGGGGAUGUCGUCCUGCGCUUUCCCAAGAUCGUGCACCACUACUUUGACCGCAACUCCAACUGGAACAGCCUCAUCCGUUGGGGCAUCGGCUUCUGCAACCUGACGGGUGUAUUUGAGCAGGGACCCCACUCCCAAGUCCUGGGGCUGAUGGCUCAGGAACUGGGCAUCAGUGAGAAAUCACCUGAUUACCACAAUCCCUUUAAAACGGACCAUUCUGAGUUUUUCCCCAGUGCUGACACCUUCCAGAAGGCACUGCGGGAGGAGGAGAAGCGGCGGAAGAAAGAGGAGAAGCGGAAGGAGAUACGCAAGGGCCCGCGCAUCUCGCGCUCGCAAUCGGAGCUGUAGUGUGCGGGGGCUUGCACCUCGCUGUGGGGGCAGCGCUGCUGCGAUGCGGAGCUGCUCACUUCCUCUCAGCGGCCUUGGGCCAAUGCCUGGCGGUCCCCUUUCCAUUUGUGCCGUGGAUUUUGUUUUGUUGCCUUUCCCUUUCGUUCAUGAGGAGCCGGGUGGUGGUGCUGGUGGGUUGCCCCAAUGGGGCUGGUGGGAGCUGAAGCAAGAUAGCCCUUCCCCAGAGACAAAGCACAGACAGGAAAGCAGUGGGGCCAUCGCCUGGGCUGGUCAGAACGCUGCCACUCGUUGUGGGGUGGAACGAGGGGGACACACUGUGGCUGAGCCUCACGGGGAGCCAAGGAAGCCCUCCCUUAUGCAGCACACAGUGCCCGCGCUGAACCUGCCUCCUCCGUCAUGGGUGGGCUGGAGAGCGCGUCAUGCCAAACAGCCUCAUGAGCAAUGCUGCUUCUCUCAGUUUUGGGGUUGGUUUUGUUUUCUGUUUGGUUUUUCCUUAUUUUCUAAACCGGUGAUCUCAUUGGCACACACACACACACUCACACACCCCCCACCCGGUUAUGACCUGGUCUCUGCUCAGCCACUACCUCUGCCGGAUCAGCUCUCCCCUCUUCCCAACGGCUGUUUUACCAAGCAACACACAUCUCAUCAGUCAGCCGUAGUUGAAAGCCCGAUGGUGCUGGUUUCUGGCUCAACAGCAUCCUGCUCUCCCACGUGGCUGCCACAGCACAUUCCCACAGGGAGGCAAACAUGCAGGGAGUAUUGGGGAAGGAGGGAUUUCAACUUUUGGCCCUCUUGGGAGACAAGGUGUGCCUGUAACGCCAGCUGAAGGAAGCAGCCGUGUACCCUGUGAGCCCGACCUGCACCCCAUGCCCUGCCCCAUCCUUCCAGUGUUUGGCUGAUCUUCUCAUUGAGUCCCUCACCCUCCCUUCUCAGGGGGUCAAGUGUGUGGGUACAGCAGGGCUGCGACCCUCUGUGGGGCAUCUAGGCUGCAGUGGGAGCAGAGGUGAGGUGCUGGCACAGCCACCCCGCCUUUUCUCAUGGUUGCUGAUGAAGCCGCACCAGUGGAGGUUCUCGCCUCCAUCCCUGAAAAAUAGGUGUUGGGCAUGUGGGGCGCUGGGAUGGGGUCACCACUACCUUUGGGAAAGGGGGAAAUGUCCUUAAUUUUAACUGUGGAGCCAGGUCCAUCUGACCAGGGGGUGGCAAUGUGCGCGUGUUUUAUUUUUCUUGAAUAAA